GACUUCCGGUGCACUCCUGCGCUUGUACACUUCUUCCUGUGUGUGUGUGUUCGCGCAUGGGCGCCGCCGCCGCACUGCCCUCGCUUCCUGUGCGUGCCGGGGUCAUCGCUACGUCUAGUUCCCAGGCCUCUGGUGGACUAGAAUCGCGGAGCCUGCGGGGCUAGACGUCUACUGCCCCGGCCAGCACCUAGGCGGGCGCGGAGCUGUGCGGGCCAGGAUUCGCGCGGGCCGGGCAGGGGCUCGAUCGGGGAACCCGGAGCACGAGCCCCGACGUCCGCAGCGGUGGGGCCCAAGGGGCCGGGCGGGAAGUGGCGGAGUUGGUGGCGGAGGCGAAGGGGCCAGGGUCCGCAGGACGGUGAGCCUCAGGGAGGCGGAUCUAGGUCCCGGAAAGGACACCAGCCUGGAUUUGCCCCGUAGGCCCGGGAGCAGAACGGCCUUGGUGAGGUGGACUGGAGGGAACCUCGCGAGCAGACCUGCACCCGCGACAGCAGCCCCGCCCCGGCCUCUCGGGAGCCGUGGGCAGAGGCUCCGGAGCCCCAGGAGGGUGUACCAGCCACAGUCUCUGCACAUUUCCAAGAGCAGCAGAAAAUGAACAAAUUGCAGGGGCCAGUGUCAUUCAAAGACGUAGCAGUGGACUUCACCCAGGAGGAGUGGCAGCAACUGGACCCUGAUGAGAAGAUAAUAUACAGGGAUGUGAUGCUGGAGAACUAUAGCCAUCUUGUUUCUGUGGGAUGUGAUAUCACCAAGCCGAAUGUCAUCAUUAAGUUGGAGCAGGGAGAAGAGCCAUGGAUAAUGGAAGAUGAAUUUCCAUGUCAACAUAGUCCAGAAGUCUGGAAAGUUGAUGACCAAAUAGAGAGAGUCCAAGAAAAUGAAGACAAACAUUCAAGCCAAGCUGUUUGUAUCAACAACAAAACCCUGACUGAAGAGAAAGAGAAUACAUUUGGCCAAACCUAUAUGGAAAGAAGCCUUGUUCCUUCAAGCAUGAUAGCUCAUGAUUGUGUCUCAUGUGGAAAGAAUUUAGGAUCUAUUUCAGAAUUAAUUAGUAGUGAUGGAAGCUAUGCCAGGACAAAACCUGAUGAAUGUAAUGAAUGUGAGAAAACAUAUGAAUUUAAUCAAAAUGGGGAUACCUGUUCUCAAAGUGAAGAAAAUAUUCUUCAGAAAAUUAAUAUUUUGGAGAAACCCUUUGAGUAUAAUGAGUGCAUGGAAGCCUUAGACAAUGAAGCUGUUUUUAUUGCUCAUAAGAGAGCUUUCAUAGGGGAGAAGCCCUAUGAAUGGAAUGAUUCUGGACCAGACUUCAUGCAGAUGUCAAAUUUUAGUGCAUAUCAGAGAACACAAAUGGAAAUAAAGCCCUUUGAAUGCAGUCAAUGUGGAAAAUCCUUCUGUAAAAAGUCAAAAUUCAUCAUUCAUCAGAGAGCUCACACAGGAGAGAAACCUUAUGAAUGUAAUGUAUGUGGGAAAUCCUUCAGCCAAAAGGGAACCCUCACUGUACAUCGGAGAUCACACUUAGAGGAGAAGCCCUAUAAAUGUAAUGAAUGUGGGAAAACCUUUUGUCAGAAAUUACACCUUACUCAACACCUAAGAACUCAUUCAGGAGAGAAACCCUAUGAAUGUAGCGAAUGUGGGAAAACCUUCUGCCAAAAGACACAUCUCACCCUACACCAGAGAAAUCAUUCAGGAGAGAGGCCCUAUCCAUGUAAUGAAUGUGGGAAAUCCUUCUCCCGCAAGUCCGCACUCAGUGACCAUCAGAGAACUCACACAGGGGAGAAACUUUAUAAAUGUAAUGAAUGUGGGAAAUCCUACUACCGAAAGUCUACCCUGAUAACACAUCAGAGAACACACACAGGAGAGAAGCCCUAUCAGUGUAGUGAGUGUGGGAAAUUCUUUUCUCGGGUGUCAUACCUCACUAUACAUUAUAGAAGUCAUUUAGAAGAGAAACCCUAUGAAUGUAAUGAAUGUGGCAAAACCUUCAACUUAAAUUCAGCCUUCAUUAGACAUCGGAAAGUACACACAGAAGAGAAAUCCCAUGAAUGUAGUGAAUGUGGAAAGUUCUCUCAGUUGUCGUAUCUCACUGACCAUCAUACAGCUCAUUUGGGAGAGAAAUCCUAUGAAUGUAAUGAAUGUGGGAAAAACUUCCUUGUAAAUUCAGCCUUCGAUGGGCACCAGUCACUUCCAAAAGGGGAGAAAUCCUAUGAAUGUAAUAUAUGUGGAAAGUUAUUCUCUGAGUUGUCAUACUAUACUGAACAUUAUAGAAGUCAUUCUGAAGAGAAACCUUAUGGAUGUAGUGAAUGUGGGAAAACCUUUUCCCAUAAUUCAUCCCUCUUUAGACAUCAAAGAGUACACACAGGUGAGAAACCCUAUGAAUGUUACGAAUGUGGAAAAUUCUUCUCUCAGAAAUCAUAUCUCACUAUACAUCAUCGAAUUCAUUCAGGAGAGAAACCCUAUGAAUGUAGUAAAUGUGGAAAAGUCUUCUCUCGGAUGUCAAACCUCACCGUCCACUACAGAAGCCAUUCAGGAGAGAAACCCUAUGAAUGUAAUGAAUGUGGGAAAGUCUUUUCUCAGAAGUCAUACCUCACUGUACACUAUAGAACUCAUUCAGGAGAGAAACCCUAUGAAUGUAAUGAAUGUGGGAAAAAAUUCCACCACAGAUCAGCCUUCAAUAGCCAUCAGAGAAUUCAUAGAAGAGGAAAUAUGAAUGUACUUGAUGUGGAAAAUCUCUGAAGUUAGAUCUCAAUUUUUAGAAAACUCUGAAUAGGAUGAAUAUGGGAAAUCCAAUAGGAAGUCAAAGAGCUUAUCUGAGAGUUCAUGUUCCUGAAUAGUGAGAAGCAUUUAGGUGUUUGAUUCAUUUUAAUCUGAAUUUUCACAGAGAAGAAUCCCUAAGAAUGUAACAUGAAGCAAAGCCUUCAGCAACAUCAUACGACUCAUUGGACACUAGAUAAUUUAUGCAGGAGUGGAGAUUUAUAAAUAUUUAAUAUUUAUUUUGGAUUCAAAUUGUAUUUAUAUAUCGGAAUCAUACAAAGGCAAAAUCUGUCAGUAUGGUGAAUGUGGAAAAUAUAUUGUCUUGGAAAUUGUUCUGCUGGAAGCCAUAUUUCUGAUGUAAAAUCAGGUGUUUAAGGAAAGAUCCCAGAGACUAUAAGCUCUGAAUAAACCUUCAUUGUAUAAAAUGAAGUUUUAAAAUUAUCAGGAAUUGAUCAUGAGGACAGCAGCAUUAAAUAAGUAUAUGGCCAUUUUUUAAUCAUGUUUUAAAAAUGCAAUCUAAUGGUAAUUCUAUGCAAGUUUGGAUUUGGAUGACUUAUGAAAAGGCAGUUUUCUUAUUUGCGUGCUAGGAUGACAAGGUGUACUGAGACAGGACAUAUUGUUAUUGAGAUAAUAUUUAAUAGUUAUAAAAUGGUAAAGUGCAUAAUUUUCUAUUUAGAGGAAUUUACAAAUGAGUUUUUAACAAAUGCCUCAAUCGUAGAGGGGGCAGUGGUUUUGUAAAGUUUUCAACUGCAUCUGAGCAAGAUAAGAUUUUUUUAAAGCCUAUUUUGAUAAAUUAUACAUACGUAAUUUGGAACUGUUUAAGUCUAUUUCAGUGAAAGAGAACAAACAUACCGCCCAUACUCGAAAAUAUCCCCAGCUCUCACACCACCACCCUUUUUAAUCCAUACGUUUGAAUGUGUCUAGUGCCAAUAUUUUGUAAUUCUGAGAUUUUAUUCAGAAACUUAUUUGAUAUAAAUACAAUAUCAUUGUUUUGUGCAUUCCCCUUAUUCCCAGUAUUUUAGAACAAAUUAAUUCAAGUUUCUAGCAAUUGUUUUUUGGUCAAUUAAUGUCCUCCAUUUCUUGCUGGAAAAGUUUAGGUACCUACCACUUCUUUACAUGAUGUGGGCAAAUCGUGAUUAGUCAAAAUGAUGAUGAUUUCAUUCUCUUUGCCAGUAACUUGUUUUAUAGUGGUCAUAUGACCUGAUACUGGGCAGACAAAACAAAGACGGGUUUGUUCUGGAAAAAGGUAAUAUGGUAAUUAGAUAGGUUGUCUUCCAGAAAUGCAACGGUGGCUUAAUAUUUAAAAAUCAGUUGCUAUUAUACACCACCUGUAGAAAAGUAAUCUGGCAUGCAGAAUAUUCAUGUGUCAAAAUUAAUGUUCAUAUGAUAUUAGCAAAUGAUGGGUAGAAAGGGACUUCCUUAGUUUCAUAAAGAGACAAACUACAACAAACAGUAUGCUUAAUGAUGAUAUAGUGAUUUCUCCCAAGAUUAUGAAAAUAGACAAGGAUAUCCACUGUCACUGAUUUUAUUCAACAUUGUUCAGAAGGACCCCACCAGAAAACUAAUACAAGAAAAACAAAAGGCAUAAAGAUUAAAAAAGAAGUAAAACAGGCUGGGCGCAGUGGCUCACGCCUGUAAUCCCAGCACUUUGGGAGGCUGAUGUGGGCAGAUCAUGAGGUCAGAAGUUCAAGAGCAGCCUGGCUGACAUGGUAAAACCCCAUCUCUACUAAAAAAAAAAAUUAGCUGGGCAUGGUGACGAAUGCCUGUGAUCCCAGCUACUCAAGAGUCUGAGGCAAGAGAAUUGCUUGAACUGGUAGGUGGAGGUUGCAGUGAGCUGAGAUGGUGCCACUGCACUCCAGCCUGGGCUACAGAGUGAGGCUCUACCUCAGAAAAAGAAAAGAGAAGUAAAACUUUAAAAAAGAAAAAGAAUGAAAACCUUAUUUGCAGAUGUGAUGAGUAAAUUUGAUAAGUUCCCUGCAUAAAAGUUAUGCAAAAGGCAUUUUAUAAUACAUGAAAAAACAUGGAAAAUGAAAUUUUGAAAAGCAGUAUCACUUAAAAGUUUCUCAAGUGCCUAGGAGAAAAAAUUAGCUAAUAUGCUUUAAAGGACUGUAUGCGGAAAAGAAAUUUACAAAGGAGAGAGUGGGAUAGGAUUCCAGGACAAUCUCAAAACAAUGUUGCUUUUUCCUAAAUUCAUUGAACCUUAAUGAAAUCCUAGCAAGUUCUUUAAUGUAAAUUAACAAGCUAAUUCUAGAAUUCAUGUGCAUAUUCAAAAGGCCAGUAAUUGUCAAGGCUAUCUUGUAGACCAGACAGAAAGGAUUGAAAUCCCCAAAUAUCAAGACCUGUUACAAAGCCAUAGAAAUUACGAUGGUGUGAUUUUGGCACAAGGAUGAACAAAUUGACCAGUGGAACAGCAUAAAGAUUCAUAAAUAAACCCACAUGUAUACCAUCACCUGACUUGACAAUAGUGACAUCAAAGUGUAGUGGGGGAAAAGGUGUUUUUUUCCAGUAAAUGUGCUUUGCCAAUUACAUUUUGUAAUUUAAUAAAAAGUCGGUUGGAGGUGGACUGCAGAUCUGAAUAUGAAAUGUGAAAUAAAGCUUUACAAAGAGAUCUUAGGACAGUUUGUAACCUUGGAGUAAGUAAAGUCUUAUUGAGGGUCCAAAACUAGCCCAUAAAAUUAUAACUUAAUAUUAAAUUUCAGAACUUCUAUUUACCAGAAAGACCACCAGUAAGAGUGAACAGGAAACCAUGGCGAGAAGAUAGUUGCAGUUCAUGUAUAUGACAACAGAACUGAGUGUAGCAAAAGUGUUGGCAAACUUUUUAGCAAGGCACCAGGUGGUAAAAAAUUUUGGCUUUGUCACAACUGCUCAUCUUUGCUACUGUGUGAAAGCAUCCAUACACAAUGUAUUGAAAAAAAAAAAGUGUGGCUGCUUCCCAGUAAAACUGGGAGGCAUUUAUCUGGUGCUGGGAAUCAUCUGUUUCUGAACCUGGGUGCUAAAUAUCUGAGUGUGUUCUGAGCUGUGCACUUAAGAUAUGUGUAUUCACAAACACAAGUGGCAGUCUGAAUUUGGUCUGCACUUACUGUUUUCUGGUCCCUGAUCUAGAAUAUGUAAAAAGCACCUACAAAUCAACAAGGGGGAAAAUGGAAAAGGCAAAAGAGUAUAGAGGAUGUCCACUCACUUUAAAAGAUAUCCAGAUGGCCAAUAAACAUGAAAAGAUGUGUUAACUUUAUUAGUAAUCAGGGAAGUGCAAAAUUCAAACACCAUGUAGUUCUGCCCAUCCAUGGAAAUGGUUAAAAUGAAAAAGCAUCACGUUUUGGCAAGGAUCUAAACAAGAGGAACUGUCCACUACUGGUGGAAUUGCUAAUUGAUAAAACCAUUUUUGAAAGCUGGCACUUAAAACCAAGCAUGUGUACACCCUUUUACCCAAGCCCAGCAAAAACGCAUGUCUCUCCACCAAAGGACACGCACUAAAAUAUUCAUAGCAUAAAAUGGCACAAGACAACUAUCUUAAGGCACAUGUGCAAUAGGAUGAAUAAACAAGUGGCACAUUUCUGUGGAAUACUGUAAAAAGUGAGCAUGAAUGAACUCUAACCCCAUGCAAUACCAUAGCUGAAUUUGACAAACCUUGCUGAAUGAAAGACUCCAGACAAAAGCUAACACGCUGUCUGAUUCCUUCUAUAUAAAUUAUAAAGCUGGGCAAAACUCAUCUAUGCAGUAGGAAAUUAGGAUAACAGCCUUGGCUAGGGCUGAAGGGAGGCAUUUAUCUGGUGCUGGGAAUCAUCUGUUUCUGAACCUGGGUGCUAAGUAUCUGAGUGUGUUCUGAGCUGUGCACUUAAGAUAUGUGUAUUUUUUUCUGCAUGUGUGUUACAUUUUUCAUAAAAGUUUUCUCAUCACAAAUGGCUAACAUUUGUGUUGUUCAUCCCUCUAAUAUUUUUCUAGAUGUCUAAGAAUAUGCUGCAUAACAAAUUAAAUGGUAGAUUUUGCAUAAUUCUGUGCAGGAAAUACAUAUUUAUAGUAGUUUUAAUGGCAACUACUAAGAUUUCCUGCGCUGACCUUAAAGCUUAGCAGAAUGUAUAUUUUAAGUGAAAUAUUUGAAAAGGUUAAAGAGUCAUUACAUACUUUGUCAUCUUACACUCUUACAUAUAUAAAUGGGUCUGAACUGCCUCUUCAAUAAAGAAGCCAAUGUGUAACAUUUCAUAUUUCCCUAAA
This is a messenger RNA of Callithrix jacchus (white-tufted-ear marmoset), 6945 nucleotides long. Lineage: Eukaryota; Metazoa; Chordata; Mammalia; Primates; Cebidae. The record is from RefSeq and is a predicted model, not a curated record.